This is a messenger RNA of Rattus rattus (black rat), 1452 nucleotides long. It is a transcript of the gene Gpr142, whose product is annotated as G protein-coupled receptor 142. Gene Ontology annotation, molecular function: G protein-coupled receptor activity. NCBI's taxonomy places the organism in Eukaryota, Metazoa, Chordata, Mammalia, Rodentia, Muridae. Bases 53 to 1099 code for a protein of 348 amino acids. Gene Ontology annotation, cellular component: membrane. Gene Ontology annotation, biological process: G protein-coupled receptor signaling pathway. The transcript is spliced from 3 exons. The record is from RefSeq and is a predicted model, not a curated record.
GAUCCUGAGGAAAAGCUGCUGGUGACCUGGGUGGGACCCAGGACCCGGAACUAUGGGACUUGAGGGACCAGAGACAGCUGCGCAGCCACAAGUGACCCUGCUGCCUACCGUCAAUGGGAGUAACCCACAAUACGACAGUGUGGACGGCCACUGGCCAGAGACCCCAGAGAAGUCGCCCUGCGUGGCUGGUAUCAUACCUGUCAUCUACUACAGUGUCCUACUGAGCCUGGGGCUACCUGUCAACGUCCUGACUACAGUGGUCCUGGCCCGCCUUGCUGUCAGGACCAGGAAACCCUCCUACCAUUAUCUCCUGGCACUCACAGCCUCAGAUAUCGUCACACAAGUGGUCAUCGUCUUCAUAGGCUUCCUCCUGCAGGGAGCCGUGCUGGCCCGCCAGGUGCCCCAGGCCGUGGUGCGCACGGCUAACAUCCUGGAGUUUGCUGCCAAUCACGCCUCAGUCUGGAUUGCAGUUUUGUUCACGGUGGACCGCUACAAUGCCCUGUGCCGCCCCUUGCGCCAUCGGGCUACCUCGUCCCCAGGCCGGACCCACCGCGCUAUUGCCGCUGUCCUUAGCGUUACCCUACUGACCGGCAUCCCAUUCUACUGGUGGCUGGAUGUGUGGAGGGAUGCAGACCCUCCUAGCACUAUGGACAAACUCCUCAAGUGGGCUCACUGUCUCAUCGUCUACUUCAUUCCCUGCAAUGUUUUCCUGGUCACCAACUCCGCCAUCAUCCUUCGGCUACGGAAGAGGGGCCAGAGAGGGCUGCGGCCAUGGAUGAGUAAGAGCACAGCCAUCCUCCUGGGUGUCACCUCCCUCUUCGCUCUCCUCUGGGCACCGCGCAUUUCUGUCAUGCUGUACCAUCUGUAUGUGGCUCCUGUUCACCGGGACUGGAGGGUCCACCUCGCCUUGGACAUAGCCAACAUGCUGGCCAUGCUCAACACGGCGGUCAACUUUGGCCUCUACUGCUUCAUCAGCAAGACUUUCAGAGCCACAGUCCGACAGGUCAUCCAGGAUGUCCAUAUGUCUUGUGCUUUAAAGUCACAGCCAAAGGGAACGGUGACGGAACUUGUGCUGAAGUCCGUAGGGGCAGAGUUAUAGAGGUAAAGGGGCCAGGCUAGACAUCCCAGGAGCCUUGGGGCCACCUGCACAGAGAUCUUUGCAAUUGUUUUGGUUUGGUUUUGGGUUUUGGAGACAAGGGUUUCCCUGUGUAGACUUGGCUGUCCUGCAACUCUUCUGUAGACCACGCUGGCCUCCGACUCAGAGGCCUCUCCCUCUGCUUCCCAAGUGCUGGGGUUAAAGGUGCAUGCCACCGCCACCUGAGGAGACCUUUGCAAUUGUAUUCAUCAAAACAACUCAACAACUUUGCGAUCUGGAUGAGCAAAGGCUCCUGCUUUGGAUGACUCGAGGUAAAAAGAAGAAAAAAAAAAUCAGUCACCUUAUCAGUGACUUCA